AUGUCUGGCGUCGAGGGAACCACCCCCAUGACCAAGGAUGCUGCGGCCCGUAUCCAGGUCAACGAAGCAAAGAGUGACAAGGACACCGGCUUUGACGCGCGAGCUCAGGCUGCAGCUGACAAGAACGCCAAUGAGGCGGCUAAGCAGGGCGAGGGACAGGGAGAACAGAAGAAGUGA
Fusarium verticillioides 7600 is the source of this 177-nucleotide messenger RNA. RefSeq lists its product as hypothetical. The coding region runs from base 1 to 177 and encodes 58 amino acids. The transcript has 2 exons. The record is from RefSeq and is a predicted model, not a curated record. Lineage: Eukaryota; Fungi; Ascomycota; Sordariomycetes; Hypocreales; Nectriaceae.